This is a messenger RNA of Morus notabilis, 624 nucleotides long. RefSeq lists its product as uncharacterized. Gene Ontology annotation, biological process: DNA integration. Lineage: Eukaryota; Viridiplantae; Streptophyta; Magnoliopsida; Rosales; Moraceae. The transcript is spliced from 2 exons. Gene Ontology annotation, molecular function: nucleic acid binding. Bases 1 to 624 code for a protein of 207 amino acids. The record is from RefSeq and is a predicted model, not a curated record.
AUGGCAAAGCUAGCAUCUUCAAAAGACUCCGACGCACUAAGGGUCGUUCCUAUUAAAGAACUGGAGCAGUCAACCAUUGAGAAAAUAAUUGAGACAUUAAUCAUCCAAACAGGCGAAAGUUGGAUGACGCCGCUCAUCCAAUACCUGAUGGAUGCGAAACUACCAAAUAAUAAAUACGAGGCCAGACGGAUCAGGUAUAGAGCUGCCAGAUACUUAUUGUACGACGGUUUGCUUUACCGACGAGGCUAUUCAACACCUUUACAACGGUGCCUGGAUAAUAACAAAGCCCAGAAGGUCUUCCAAGAAAUCCAUGAAGGAGUCUGCGGUAAUCAUACAGGGGGGCAGUCUUUAGCUCUUAAGAUUUUGAGGCAAGGGUUCGGGGUCCCCCACUCGAUAGUGUCCGACAAUGGGAAACAGUUCGAUGAUGCCUCAACACGAAGAUUCUACGACAGCUUGGGCAUUCGAAAGGACUUCUCGGCGCCGAUACAUCCACAAUCUAAUGGGCAAGUCAAAGCAGUCAAUAAAAUAUUAAAGUAUACCCUAAAGAAGAAGCUCGACGAACUAAAGGGAAAAUGGGCCGAGGAACUUCCCAAGGUCUUGUGGGCAUACAGAACGACGAGCUGA